Peromyscus californicus insignis is the source of this 4109-nucleotide messenger RNA. It is a transcript of the gene P4ha1, whose product is annotated as prolyl 4-hydroxylase subunit alpha 1. Gene Ontology annotation, molecular function: L-ascorbic acid binding; procollagen-proline 4-dioxygenase activity; protein binding. Bases 418 to 2103 code for a protein of 561 amino acids. The transcript has 16 exons. Gene Ontology annotation, biological process: peptidyl-proline hydroxylation to 4-hydroxy-L-proline. Lineage: Eukaryota; Metazoa; Chordata; Mammalia; Rodentia; Cricetidae. Gene Ontology annotation, cellular component: endoplasmic reticulum. The record is from RefSeq and is a predicted model, not a curated record.
CCUGCGCACUGGGCCGGGCGCUGGUGUGACCGGGCGCACGUAGCGAGGGCUGCGACCGCCCCUUCCCCGGCGCGCCGGCGCGGCCCGGGGGUUAUAAAAGGGCCGGACGGGCUCCCUCUGCCGCCCAGGGGCACCGCUAGCAGCCGGCGGAGGGGAGGUAACGGGGAGGCUAGCGGCCCGAGCGCAGGCGACAGGACCCGACAGGACCCGCCGCACCCGAGCUGUCGCCGCCCUCCACGGCCCCGCUGUCUAGGAGCCCAAGAGAGGAAGUGCCUGCAUCUGCUACAUUCUAGAAGCUUUCCCUAGAUCACUCUCUGUAAAGCAGCCAAGAAAGCUGGAUCUCACUACUGUGUGCUUCUGGAAGGAUCUGGAAACUUGUAGCAAACUUGAGGGAGGAGAUAUAGGAGUUCUUCCAGAAUGCCAUUUUAUUGCGGUGAUCUAUUUUUACUGAGAUUCUACAUAAGGGUGAAGGUGUGUGACCCUGUGAAGUCUUCCAAGAUGAUCUGGUGUGUUUUAAUGAUAGGGAUUCUACUUCCUCAGUCUUCAGCCCAUCCAGGCUUUUUUACUUCAAUUGGUCAGAUGACUGAUUUGAUCCAUACUGAGAAAGACCUGGUGACAUCACUAAAAGAUUAUAUCAAAGCAGAAGAGGACAAGUUAGAGCAAAUCAAAAAAUGGGCGGAGAAGUUAGACCGACUAACCAACACAGCAACAAAAGAUCCAGAAGGGUUUGUUGGGCAUCCUGUAAAUGCAUUCAAGUUAAUGAAACGUCUGAACACUGAGUGGAGUGAGUUGGAGAAUCUGGUCCUCAAGGAUAUGUCAGAUGGCUUUAUCUCUAACCUGACCAUUCAGAGGCAGUACUUCCCUAAUGAUGAAGAUCAGGUUGGGGCCGCUAAAGCUCUGUUUCGUCUGCAAGACACCUAUAAUCUGGACACAGACACCAUCUCAAAGGGCAAUCUUCCAGGAGUGCAACACAAGUCUUUCCUAACAGCUGAGGACUGCUUUGAGUUGGGCAAAGUGGCCUAUACAGAAGCAGAUUACUACCACACAGAGUUGUGGAUGGAACAAGCGCUAAUGCAGUUGGAGGAAGGCGAGGUUUCUGCUGUGGAUAAAGUCUCUGUUCUAGAUUAUCUGAGCUAUGCCGUGUACCAGCAGGGAGACCUGGAUAAGGCACUUUUACUCACGAAGAAGCUUCUUGAACUAGAUCCUGAACAUCAGAGAGCUAAUGGUAACUUAAGAUAUUUUGAGUACAUUAUGACUAAAGAAAAAGAUACCAAUAAGUCUGCUUCAGAUGACCAAUCUGAUCAGAAAACUACACCAAGGAAAAAAGGGAUUGCUGUGGAUUACCUGCCAGAGAGACAGAAGUACGAAAUGCUGUGCCGUGGGGAGGGUAUCAAAAUGACUCCUCGGAGACAAAAAAAGCUGUUCUGCCGCUACCACGAUGGAAACCGGAACCCUAAGUUUAUUCUGGCUCCAGCCAAACAAGAGGAUGAGUGGGACAAGCCUCGAAUUAUUCGUUUCCAUGAUAUUAUUUCUGAUGCAGAAAUUGAAAUUGUCAAAGACUUAGCAAAACCAAGGCUGAGCCGAGCUACAGUACAUGACCCUGAGACGGGGAAAUUGACCACAGCACAGUACAGAGUAUCUAAGAGUGCUUGGCUGGCUGGCUAUGAAGACCCUGUGGUGUCUAGAAUUAACAUGAGAAUACAAGAUCUCACAGGACUAGAUGUUUCCACAGCAGAGGAAUUGCAGGUAGCAAAUUAUGGAGUUGGAGGACAGUAUGAACCCCAUUUUGACUUUGCACGGAAAGAUGAGCCGGAUGCUUUCAGAGAGCUUGGGACAGGAAAUAGAAUUGCUACGUGGCUGUUCUAUAUGAGUGAUGUGUCUGCUGGAGGAGCUACUGUUUUUCCUGAAGUAGGAGCCAGUGUUUGGCCCAAAAAAGGCACCGCUGUCUUCUGGUAUAAUCUGUUUGCCAGUGGAGAAGGAGAUUACAGCACACGCCAUGCAGCCUGUCCUGUGCUAGUUGGAAACAAAUGGGUAUCCAACAAAUGGCUGCAUGAACGUGGACAAGAAUUUCGAAGGCCGUGCACCCUGUCAGAAUUGGAAUGACAGACAGGCUACCCUCGCUCCUGAUGUCCUCUAACAUGCCUGGCACAAUUGCUGAUUAGAACUUUCUGAAGUUUACAGCUGACUAACACUCCAUGAUUCAUUCGGUCAUGAACUUCAUCCCAUGUUUUGUCAGUGGACAAUCACUUAUUUUAUGGGGGUUUUUGUUUUUUAAUUAACACUCAAUCACCACAUUAUGUAAAAUUUUACAGUUCAGUUAUCACAGGGUACAGGACAUUUAAAAUGAGGAAUCCUAAUUGUUGUUUAAGAGCAUUUUGGUUAGAUUAAAAAAAAACAACAACAACAAAAAACCAAACCAUCCAAUUGUAGAUUUUCCACAUCUCAGUAGAUGGUGGGCCAAGAGAGGCUGUGCAUGGGGUUCAGAUGCUUACACCCCCGCUCUUCCUUUGCUGGGUUGCUGAGCACUGGUAAUCAACUAGGAGCCUAGUCUGGGUCCUAAGGGGCUCGCCUCCAUCUAUUAUUCCACGUUCAUAUUUCUUACUAUUUAAAGAAACCAUAGUUUUUACCAAAUCCCCCUCCUCACCAGUGGUGAAUUCAGCUGGUUAGAGAAAAUUACUUUGUUGAAAAAGUCCUGCAGAGCAGACCUGGCCUCACAAUUAAAAUGCUCAGACUUGGGCUUUUUCUUCAAUGACUGACGGUGUCCAGAGACUUGCUGUUCCAUGUGCCGACACCCUGCCCUGUAUCCCACUACAGCAGCUGGUGAUGUUGGCACUCUGAUUCAGUCCUGUGCCUUAGAAGACUGGGGGUUAACAUAGACAGGUCCUUGUCAUGACGAGUGAGGGAGUGGAGUUUUAAAAAGAAUCUGUUUUAUAAAAAGCCAAAAUGUGUUUUCCUUUUAAAUUCUGAAACGUGUUAUAACAGUGACCUAUUUAUGAUCUUAAAUCUUUUUUAAAAAAAUGUUUCUGUGUGGUAUUUUUCAUGUUUAAAUUCAAGUAUAAAAUAACAGUGCUCACAGGUUAAUAUACAUUACUCCUUUACUACAUAGAGCUUAGGUUUAAUAUUUGUGGUUAGACAUUUAGUCAAUCAAAACAUGGUUCCUUGGGGUAGAGCAUGCCUGACUCCCUCUAGACUCUGUGAAACACUAACAAAAAGUGUACUUAUUCAGAGACAGUCAUGCUUUGAUUGUAAGUUGUUAAAAUAACGAAACUUACACUUUCUUUUAUUCAAAAGCCUGGGUGUGGUCUUGAUAUGUAUGAGGGAAUUCUUCAUUCACACAGGGCUCUGGUUCUUUCUUUUUAAUUCUCUGGGAAAGUAGGUAUUAAAGUGAACUGUUCCAAUCAAAGAUUUUAGCCAAAAAAAAAAAACAAAAAAAACAAAAAAACAAAACACAGUUUGGGCAUGGUGGCCCACAUCUUUACUCCCAGCACUUUGGAGGCAGAGGCAGAAGGAUCUCUGAGUUCAAAGACAGCCUAGUCUACACAGUAAGUUUUAGGUCAGCCAGAGCUACGUAGAGAGAUCUUGUCUCAAAACCAGACCAGCAAAUCAACUUCUCUUAGGCUGGUGGUGUAACUCAGGCAUAGAGCAACAUGGGUGAGCCCUGGGUUCCAUUCCACUGCUAAAACUCCACACCAGUUAACAUGGAGGCAACAAAUUCUACAAGGAAAAUGGGGUCUCAAGGCCAGAAAAUUUUUGUUUUGUCACAAUGUGUUAGCAACUAGAUUAUAAAUUAGGAAGGUAAUGUAUACAUUUAAAAGCAGAUUAUGUAUCUUCUAUAAGAACUUAAUCUAUGUAUCAGCCUGCCUCUGCCUCCUGAGUUCUGAACAUCUGGCAGUUGGAGAAAGGUACUUUGUCAUGGGUGCAGUUUGCAGUCUCAGGGAACUGUCCAGUGGCUGGUCCCCAGUCAGAAAGCCACAGGGUUUGUGAGGGAAAGGGGGACAGUUGUUGAAACCAGGCAUGGCCUGUAAACACAUGAGGAGACACUUGACCUCACUGAUCUUUUAAGGAAGUCAGCAAUGUUAACUCAGGCAAAUAAAGUGUGUUGUCUAGGA